GCGGCGGCUCGGAGGGCGCAGGUAUUUUGGACCUAAUUGUCCUUCGCGCUCGCCGUCGAGGGGGCGGCAUCCGCGCCCCCCCGCCCCCGCCCGGUGGCUGCGGGGCCGCGCUGGGAGGUGGCGGCGUCCGGGAAGCCCUCCUUCCUGCGCUUCCAUUCCGCGCCCUGGCUUCGGCUUCCCGGCGAGGUGGCAGACCUUUCUUCGUAUUCGCCGAGUGUGCGGGCGAUCCUGCUUUUUUUUUCUUGCCCCAAGGUUGGGGAAAUUCUGCAAUAAAAGCGCCAGGGGAGGUUGGGGUGAAUCAUCGGCAACUCCGGGAUCACGUAAGACCUCCUUGUUUGGGGGCGGGAGACCCAGUUGGAGCAUCUCAUUGGGGAGCAGGAAUGGACGAACCCACCUUGCAUCUCUUCUGCAGUGCUGCUUGUCUGGUCUGCCCCUGGGAAUGAAGAGGAGACUUGUGCUAGCCGGGAGAGGCACUGAGAGCCAGAUGGCCAGCCAAAUCUCACCGGACGUGCACGGGUGAUCGUCUCGGGGUCACCCAAGUUUACCAAUGUAAUUGGACGGGCGUUGGAAAGAAGAGUCCUUUUAGAAAAGCACAACAGUUCUCUUAAGAGGAGAAAGACUGAGUUUCCCCAUUUUUGGGGGAGGCCAACAUUGUGAAGGCGGUAUUCGAUGUAUCAUACGUUUGAUAUAAGAUGAGAACUUUAUAAAGGCUUCUGUCCAAGAGAGUCAACGAUGACCACCCCAGCCCUGCUGCCCCUGUCUGGACGGAGGAUCCCGCCCUUGAACCUGGGGCCCCCCUCCUUCCCCCACCACAGGGCUACCUUGAGACUCUCGGAGAAGUUUAUCCUCCUCCUCAUUCUUAGUGCCUUCAUCACCCUGUGUUUUGGGGCAUUCUUCUUCCUUCCAGAUUCUUCCAAACACAAACGCUUUGAUCUGGGUCUGGAAGAUGUGUUAAUUCCUCAUGUAGAGGCCGGUAAAGGAGCUAAGAACCCUGGAGCCUUCCUGAUCCACGGUCCUGAUGAGCAUAGACACAGGGAAGAAGAAGAACGUCUGAGAAAUAAAAUUCGAGCUGAUCAUGAGAAAGCUCUGGAAGAAGCAAAAGAAAAAUUAAAGAAGUCAAGAGAAGAAAUUCGAGCAGAAAUUCAGACAGAAAAAAAUAAGGUAGCCCAAGAACUGAAGACAAAGGAGAACAAGCCACUGCCACCAGUCCCUAUACCCAACCUUGUAGGAAUAAAUGGUGGCGACCCAGAAGAUAAUGAAAUAAGGAAGAAAAGAGAAAAAAUUAAAGAGAUGAUGAAACAUGCCUGGGAUAAUUACAGGCUAUAUGGAUGGGGGCAUAAUGAACUCAAGCCAAUUGCAAGGAAAGGACACUCUACUAACAUAUUUGGCAGUUCACAAAUGGGUGCCACUAUAGUAGAUGCUUUGGAUACACUUUAUAUCAUGGGACUUCAUGAUGAAUUCCGAGAUGGGCAAAAAUGGAUUGAAGAAAACCUUGAUUUCAGUGUGAAUUCAGAAGUAUCUGUGUUUGAAGUCAACAUUCGGUUUAUUGGAGGUCUGCUUGCAGCGUAUUACCUUUCAGGAGAGGAGAUAUUCAAGAUAAAAGCAGUGCAAUUGGCUGAGAAACUCCUUCCUGCCUUUAACACACCUACUGGAAUUCCCUGGGCAAUGGUGAAUCUGAAAAGUGGAGUAGGGCGAAACUGGGGAUGGGCAUCUGCAGGUAGCAGCAUUCUGGCUGAAUUUGGUACCUUACAUAUGGAGUUUGUCCAUCUCAGCUACUUGACAGGGGACCCUGUGUACUUCAGAAAGGUUAUGCACAUCCGGAAACUGCUUCAGAAAAUGGAUCGUCCAAAUGGUCUUUAUCCAAAUUAUUUGAACCCAAGAACAGGGCGCUGGGGUCAAUAUCAUACAUCAGUUGGUGGACUGGGAGACAGUUUUUAUGAAUACUUACUGAAAGCAUGGUUGAUGUCAGAUAAAACAGACCAUGAAGCAAGGAAAAUGUAUGAUGAUGCCAUAGAGGCUAUAGAAAAACAUCUUAUUAAGAAGUCUCGUGGAGGUCUUACCUUUAUUGGAGAAUGGAAGAAUGGUCACUUGGAAAAGAAGAUGGGGCAUUUGGCUUGCUUUGCAGGGGGAAUGUUUGCACUGGGAGCAGAUGGUUCCAGAAUGGAUAAAGCUGGACAUUAUUUAGAACUUGGAGCAGAAAUUGCACGUACCUGUCAUGAGUCGUAUGAUAGAACUGCAUUAAAGCUAGGUCCUGAAUCGUUCAAAUUUGAUGGUGCACUAGAGGCUGUGGCAGUCCGACAGGCUGAAAAGUAUUACAUCCUCCGCCCAGAAGUAAUUGAAACCUACUGGUACCUAUGGCGAUUCACUCAUGAUCCAAGAUACAGACAGUGGGGCUGGGAAGCAGCACUGGCUAUUGAAAAGUAUUGCCGAGUUAGUGGUGGAUUUUCUGGGGUCAAGGAUGUAUAUGUCUCUACUCCCACACAUGAUGAUGUACAGCAGAGCUUCUUUCUUGCUGAAACAUUGAAAUAUUUGUAUCUGCUGUUUUCUGGUGAUGACCUUUUACCCUUAGACCAUUGGGUAUUUAAUACAGAGGCCCACCCUCUGCCUGUGUUACAUUUAGCCAACACCACACUUUCAGAAAAUCCUGCUGUUCGGUGAAAGCAGCUCCAGAAGGACCAUUCUCACCUGUAUUUUGUUUACAUGGACUACUGCAGAAACAUGCUGGAGAGGGGGCGUUUGAAAACCCGGACCUCUUAAGUCAACAUGGCAGAGUAAAGUGACUCUUCCUUGCAAGAAUUUUCAACUUGUAGAUACAUCAACCUUGAAAUGACUUCAUUUUAUACCUGACCAAAAUAUGUUCCGGUAUGUAUAGGACUGGAACCUCAUAUACUUUGAUUGUUAAUGGGAUGGUCACAUAAGAGAUGAUUCUUAUUACUACUGCAUUGUAAAACCCUGGAGUCCAGAAGCUAGACUUC
Elephantulus edwardii (Cape elephant shrew) is the source of this 2975-nucleotide messenger RNA. It is a transcript of the gene MAN1A2, whose product is annotated as mannosidase, alpha, class 1A, member 2. Gene Ontology annotation, cellular component: Golgi membrane; extracellular exosome; endoplasmic reticulum. Gene Ontology annotation, biological process: carbohydrate metabolic process; N-glycan processing. NCBI's taxonomy places the organism in Eukaryota, Metazoa, Chordata, Mammalia, Macroscelidea, Macroscelididae. The transcript has 13 exons. The coding region runs from base 733 to 2658 and encodes 641 amino acids. The record is from RefSeq and is a predicted model, not a curated record. Gene Ontology annotation, molecular function: calcium ion binding; mannosyl-oligosaccharide 1,2-alpha-mannosidase activity.